AUGAAGCUAGAUAUAAAAAAGGCUUUUAGCACAAGGUCGGACAGAGUCAAAGGAAUUGACUUCCACCCAACCGAGCCAUGGGUUUUGACCACACUUUAUUCCGGUCGUGUUGAAAUUUGGAACUAUGAGACCCAAGCAGAGGUGAGAGUAAUCACUGUGACAGAUACUCCUGUGAGGGCUGGUAAGUUCAUAGCCAGAAAGAAUUGGAUUGUUGUCGGUUCAGAUGACUUCAAGAUCAGAGUAUUCAAUUACAACACUGGUGAGAAGGUUGCGGAUUUCGAGGCCCACCCUGAUUAUAUUCGGUCCCUGGCAGUCCAUCCCACUAGACCCUACGUCCUCUCCGGCUCGGAUGAUUUGAACAUCAAGUUGUGGAACUGGGAGAAAAAUUGGACUUUGGAACAAACUUUUGAAGGCCAUGAGCACUUUGUCAUGUGCGUUGCUUUCAAUCCAAAAGAUCCCAGCACUUUCGCAUCUGCUUGUUUGGAUCACACUGUUAAAAUCUGGUCUUUAGGUCAACCUACUGCUAAUUUCACCAUGAACGCUCAUGAGACUAGGGGUGUUAACUUUGUCGACUACUACCCUCUUCAAGAUAAACCAUACCUCAUUACUAGUUCUGAUGAUCGUACCGUUAAAAUUUGGGAUUACCAAACAAAAUCAUGUGUUGCUACCCUAGAAGGCCAUAUGGCCAAUGUCUCUUAUGCUGUGUUCCAUCCAACACUACCCAUCAUCAUUUCAGGUUCCGAAGACGGCACUAUGAAAAUAUGGAACGCUAAUACUUACAAAUUGGAGAAGACUUUAAACCUUGGCUUAGAAAGAAGUUGGUGUAUUGCAACACACCCAACGGGCAAGCGUAAUUACGUUGCAUCUGGUUUCGACAAUGGAUUUACAGUGUUAUCACUAGGUAACGAUGAACCAAAGCUGUCUUUGGAUCCAGUUGGUAAACUCGUUUGGUGCGGUGGUAAGAAUGCAUCAGCCACUGAUGUGUUUACUGCUGUAAUUAGAGGAAACGAGGGCUCGGAGGACGGAGAAACUAUCUCUUUACAAACCAAAGAGCUUGGUAGCAUUGAUGUAUUCCCACAAUCUCUGAAUCAUUCUCCAAAUGGAAGGUUCGUCGCUGUUGUUGGGGAUGGUGAGUUUAUCAUUUACACAGCCUUAGCAUGGAGAAACAAAGCGUUUGGGAAAUGCUAUGACUUUGUGUGGGGACCCGAUUCUAACAGCUAUGCCUUGAUCGACGAGUCAGGAACAGUAAAAUGUUACAAGAAUUUCAAGGAACUAACUUCAUGGUCCAUCCCCCUGGAGUUCGGUAUCGAAAAAUUGUAUCCAGGUGCUUUACUUGGUGUGAAAGCUGACGGAUUUAUCAAUUUCUUUGACUGGGAAACAGGUGCCCUGGUGAGAAGAAUAGAUGUGGAUGCUCACGACGUAAUUUGGUCUGAUAAUGGUGAAUUGGUUUUGAUCAUCAACACCAAGGACGAAAAUAACGCUGAAGAAAGCGGCGCAUACGCGCUGGCGUUCAACAAGGAUGUUUAUGAAAACUUUGUUGCCAGUGAGACUGAAGUUGGAGAGGAUGGUGUUGAUGAUGCAUUCGAUGUUCUUUAUGAAAUAAAUGAAGAAAUCAAUUCCGGUAAAUGGGUUGGUGACGUCUUUAUUUUCACCACAACUUCGAAUAGAUUGAACUACUUCGUCGGUGGGAAGUCCUAUAACCUUGCUCAUUUUGACAAAGAGAUGUAUAUGCUUGGGUACUUGCCUCGCGACAACAGAGUCUACUUGGCCGAUCGGGAUAUUCACGUUACGAGCUACCAAAUCUCCAUCGAAGUUUUAGAAUUCCAGACUUUGGUUUUGAGAGGAGAGUUAGAUGAAGCAAAAACUGCAAUUUUGCCGAAUAUCGAGGGUAAGGAAAAUCUUUUGAAGAUAUCUAGAUUCCUGGAAGGUCAAGGCUAUUUAGAAGACGCUUUGGACGUAAGUCCUGAUGCUGAUCAAAAGUUUGAUAUUGCCUUGGGGCUAGGAAAGCUAUCUCUAGCAAAUGAGAUUGUCCUAGAUGAUGAAAACGAACAUAAGUGGAGAAGACUGGCUGAUGCUGCGCUAGAGAAAUUCAAUUUCAAACUCGCAAUCGAAUCUUACAAGAAAGCCUCUGACCUUGAAUCGCUAUUUUUGCUUUACUCGUCAUUUAGCGACAAAGAAGGCUUAAAAGACUUGGCACAAGACGCAGAGAAGGCCGGCAGUUACAAUUUAGCUUUCAAUUCUUAUUGGCUAAUUGGUGAUAUAACCUCUGCGAAAUCUUUGCUACUUGCAAGUGACAGGUUCUCUGAAGCAGCCAUGCUGGGCUUCGUUUAUGGAGAGACCAAGGAUGAAGUCAACUCGGUGGUUCAGAAAUGGAAGGAGAAUUUAAUUCAAAGUGGCAAAAGUUCGAUCGCUGCGAGAAUUAGCUUAAUUGGAGAGGUUGAUGGGUUCCCUCCUAUUGGGGAAUCUUUGAUUGAAUUAGAUUCCCAUAGCGAGGAACCACAGAGCACCGCCAGCCCAAACCUAGAUGAUGAAGCUGACGCACAGGAGUUCGAUGAUGCAAAUGGAGAAGCCGAAGAAGACCCUGGCAGCGUACAAGAGCAGGAUGAAUCACAGGCAUGA
Lachancea fermentati is the source of this 2619-nucleotide messenger RNA. The record is from the annotation of a GenBank genome assembly. NCBI's taxonomy places the organism in Eukaryota, Fungi, Ascomycota, Saccharomycetes, Saccharomycetales, Saccharomycetaceae.